Messenger RNA from Zonotrichia albicollis (white-throated sparrow), 818 nucleotides. The record is from RefSeq and is a predicted model, not a curated record. NCBI's taxonomy places the organism in Eukaryota, Metazoa, Chordata, Aves, Passeriformes, Passerellidae.
CCAUGUGGUGAACAUUGAGCUCAGUGUUUCCCCCCCUGCUUCUCUCCUCUCCACACAGGCAAAAUUGUUCUGUGCUGCCGUGGAUGUGAAGAACUCUCCGUGCUGCUUCUCCCCCAGAAACUCCCAGGGCCUUGAAUUUGCAGCCCUCAAAAAAAAACCAAAAAAAAAAUAAAAAUAAAUCCAUCAGGAUCUGGAUGGAAGAUGGAGCAGGGGGUGGAUAGCAGGAGGGAAGAAAGAGUGAAGUUGGUGAUUUUUCUGGCACAUGGAUGCAAUUACACUCGGUGCAUUCCAGAGGCGUUCCUGUGAACGCUCCGCAGGUCUGCCUGCCGUCCUUGGGAGAGAGGAAGAAAAAGGGAGGACAAGUCCCUCGUGCUGCGAGACGGAAUGUCUGCAUUUCCAAUCCUCUUCUUAGCUUCCUGCUCCGUUUGGCUCGGCGAGGCUCAGACCGAGUUCAAGAGGGUGGCGGAGGAGAACGUGACCCUGCCGUGCCACCACCGCCUGGGGCUGCUGGAGCAGGGCGGCCUGGACAUCGAGUGGCUGCUGCACAUCUCCGAGACCGUGCAGAAAGCAGUGAUCACCUACUCCGGGGGCCGGGUUUACGAUGACCUGAACGAGGAGCAGAAGGGCCGUGUGUCCUUCACCUCCAACUUCCUUGCUGGAGAUGCAUCCCUGCAAAUCAUCUCCCUGCAGUCCAGUGAUGCGGGGAAAUACAUCUGCAAGGUCAAGAACGCCGGCCAGUACGAGUGGGCUCUCAUCACCCUCAAGGUCGUGGAGAAGCCCUCCAAGCCCAAGUGCUGGCUGGAGGGGGAGCUGCUGGA